Onychomys torridus (southern grasshopper mouse) is the source of this 359-nucleotide messenger RNA. RefSeq names its product 60S ribosomal protein L21-like. Gene Ontology annotation, cellular component: ribosome; cytosolic large ribosomal subunit. The transcript has a single exon. The coding region runs from base 9 to 359 and encodes 116 amino acids. Gene Ontology annotation, biological process: translation. Gene Ontology annotation, molecular function: structural constituent of ribosome. The record is from RefSeq and is a predicted model, not a curated record. NCBI's taxonomy places the organism in Eukaryota, Metazoa, Chordata, Mammalia, Rodentia, Cricetidae.
ACUAGGGAAUGGGCACUGUUCAAAAAGGAAUGCCUCAUAAGUGUUACCAUGGCAAAACCGGAAGAGUCUACAAUGCCACCCAGCAUGCUGUGGGCAUGAUUGUAAACAAGCAAGUUAAGGGCAAGAUUCUCGCCAAGCGAAUUAACGUGCGUAUUGAGCACAUCAAGCACUCUAAGAGCCUAGACAGCUUCCUGAAGUGCAUGAAGGAGAACGACCAAAAGAAAAAGGAAGCCAAGGAGAAGGGCACCUGGGUUCAGCUGAAGCGCCAGCCCGCCCCACACAGAGAAGCACACUUUGUGAGGACUAACGGGAAGGAGCCUGAGCUGCUGGAGCCCUUUCCAUAUGAAUUCAUGGCCUAA